Molecule: messenger RNA, 843 nt
Organism: Fusarium fujikuroi IMI 58289
Lineage: Eukaryota; Fungi; Ascomycota; Sordariomycetes; Hypocreales; Nectriaceae
Product: related to bifunctional 4-hydroxyphenylacetate degradation enzyme
Exons: 5
Coding region: 1-843 (280 amino acids)
Molecular function (GO): catalytic activity
Source: RefSeq, a predicted model, not a curated record
AUGUCGAUCCAACGCCUUGUUCGUUUUGUCUCGAAAGAUGAUGGCAAGACUUACUACGGCGCUGCAGAUGAGGCACUCCAAUUCGCCAAACCUUUUCAGGAGGGAAGCCCAUUCUCACCUACGACUCAAAUUAGCGACAACAAGCACGGCAUUCAGAAGCUCUUGUGUCCCAUUGGCAUCGAUGAUGCCCGCUCCGUUGUUUGCAUCGGCCUGAACUACACAGACCACGCUCAGGAGGCCAAGAUGGCUAUCCCAAAGGUGCCGGUUGUUUUCUUCAAGCCGGUGACUGCACUUACUGGCCCAUAUGACGACCUUGUCCUCCCUCGCACUUCAUGGGAGAAGGGAAGACUCGACUACGAAUCAGAAUUAGUGAUCGUGAUUGGCCGUAAGGCCUCGCGGGUGUCCAAGGAUGACGCACUAGACUAUGUCUUCGGUUAUACUGCUGGCAACGAUAUCUCCAACAGAGCAUGGCAGCUUGAACCGCACUUGGGCGGAGGCCAAUGGUGCUACUCGAAGUGUUUCGACUCUUCCGCACCUAUAGGACCUGCAAUCGUGUCAAAAGAUAUCCUCGGCUCUGCGGUCGGGCUUGGGAUUCGCGGCACCCUCAAGGAUACCCAGGUGCAGAACGGCAACACCAAUAAUAUGAUCUUCUCUGUAGCCGAGAUCGUGUCAUUCUUGAGCCAAGGCAUGACGCUGCUUCCUGGGACCCUUAUCUUCACUGGAACUCCCGCUGGUGUUGGCUUUGGAAGGACGCCUCAGAUUAGUAUGACGGAGGGCGAUGUUACCAAGGUUGAGAUAGAUGGCAUUGGUGCCAUUGCAAACAAAGUUGUAUAUGAACAAUAA